GCAAGGGAUGCAGGCUUGCACCUUGCUAGUAACCAGUGUUAAAGAAACGCAGACCUUGAGCAAGAUAUUUCCCAAGGCUUGACUUUCAUCUUUUGCAUGGUCUUCAUAGUGGAUUAAUUAUAUAUCAGGAAACAUAUGCCAUGAGGUCAAGACUCUUAAUGUUCUGCAGCCUAUUAUUUGGAUUCUCCUUGGAGCACACUUCUCGUAAUAGAAAGGAACUUGGACAAACCUCAAAUAGUCUGGAGGAAGGGCCUGACGUCACAGCGUUCUGGUGGGGAGAAUGGGCCAAGUGGACAGCCUGCACUCGCUCAUGUGGAGGAGGAGUGAAGUCACAGGAGAGGCACUGUCUUAAACAAAGCAGGAAGAAAUUGUAUGUUGGAAAAGAAAAUGUGACUUGUACUGGGACCUCAAAGCAUUAUCAUCUCUGCAACAUUCAGGUUUGCCCACCUUCAGCAAGGAGUUUCAGAGAAGAGCAGUGCUCAUCCUUUAAUUCUCAAACCUAUAAUGGGAGAAAUUAUCAAUGGAAGCCAUUAUAUUCAGAUGACUAUGUGCACAUCUCCAGUAAGCCAUGUGAUCUGCAUUGCACUACCUCUGAUGGACAAAGACAGCUGAUGGUGCCAGCAAGAGAUGGGACUUCCUGCAAGUACAAUGAUCACAGAGGCGUCUGUAUCAACGGGAGGUGUGAGCCAAUUGGAUGUGAUGGAGUUCUUUUCUCCACGCUCACCCUGGAUAAGUGUGGAGUAUGCCAGGGUAAUGGAAGCAGCUGCAUUCGAGUGACUGGCAACUUUAGGAAGGGAUCUUCACAUCUGGGAUACUCCUUUAUAACUGAAAUUCCAGCAGGGUCCCAAGAUAUCCAGAUCAUUGAGCGAAAGAGAUCUGCUGACAUACUGGCAAUCACUGAUUUGGAAGGAACGUUUUUCUUCAAUGGUGACUACAAGGUGGACAGUCCAAAAAAUGUUCAUGCAGCUGGUACAGUCUUCAAGUAUCGUCGGCCUAUGGAUGUCUAUGAGAGUGGGAUUGAAUACAUUGUGGCACAGGGUCCCAUUAAUCAGCCUAUAAAUGUUUUGGUAUGGAAUCAAAAUGGAAGAAACCCCUACAUCACCUAUGAAUACACAGUCCUGAGGCAUCCACACACUACUGAGCUGCAGCCUUUCUUUUACACAUCAGCUGAAAGAAAAGGUUCUGAAGAAAAAAGCAAAGGACAUGUUUCUGUGGAGUCGGACAGCAUAGUUUCUCUCAAUGGUAGUUCCUUCAAUACCAUGGAGAAGGAUAAUACUGAGACAAAAAUACAGCUCCUAAAGAAACCAUCAUCCGCACUGAGAGCAGUUGGUGUUGUAAGUAAUGAUGACCAACAGACAAAUGAAGUUUACGAAGAGACACUUUCUAAAAACUGUGAACCAGAAACACUGGUGAGUCAAGAGCACCAAGACCUCAAUGUCACCAGACACAAUAGUGUAGGUGAUCACAUGUAUACCUCAGUUGUGUCCACCUCAGUGUCAGAUGAAAUCCUUCCAGAAUCUGAAAAUCUUAUCCUAAACAUACUCCUCAAGAAUCCCCCACUUUCAGAGGACCUCGUGGUGAACAUGACAAUGAAUCAACUGCUUUCCAAAGGAGAACCACUGUAUUCCAUGGAGAUGGGCCAACUGGAUUCUGACUAUGAUAGCACUGAGCACACUUUGAAUGGCACCCUCCAGGAACUGACACUGGACAGGAAGGCAAAUGAAUCAGAUGGAGGCAUUCGGCUUUUAAAUCAUACAAUGCAACCUGGAAAUUCUUCCAACAACCGCACUCAAAAAGUCAGGAAUCGUCUGAAGAUUCCUCGGAAAGGUCUGGGACUGAGUCCGGCUGACAUGUACAGAUGGAAGCUGUCCUCACAGGAGCCAUGCAGUUCAACAUGCACUAUAGGAGUAACUGCGUCUUAUGUUAUGUGUGUCCGCUAUGAUGGAAUUGAAGUUGAAGACUCCUAUUGCGAUGCGACGACACGACCAGAGCCUGUGCAUGACUUCUGCAUUGGGAGAGAAUGCCAGCCCAGGUGGGAAACAAGUAGCUGGAAUGAGUGCUCUCGAACCUGUGGGGAAGGUGUACAAUUUCGGAUGGUGCGCUGCUGGAAGAUGCUGUCUCCAGGAUUGGACAGCUCAGUCUACAGCGACCUGUGUGAACUGGCUGAACUUGAACGACCUUCAGAGCGACGCCCUUGUAAAAACCCUGCCUGUGGCCCCCAGUGGGAGGUGGCAGAAUGGGAGGAGUGUCUUGCGAAGUGUGGAGAACGAACCACAGUGAGUCGGGAAGUGAGAUGUUCAGAAGAUGAAAAAUUGUGCGAUCCAUCAACGAGACCAGCGGAUACCAAGAACUGCACUGGUCCGCCUUGUGACCGACAGUGGACUGUCUCUGAUUGGGGACCGUGCUCAGGCCCAUGUGGACAGGGUAAAAUGAUACGACAUGUGUAUUGCAAGACAUCAGAUGGCAAAGUGGUGCCAGAGUCUCAGUGCAAUCAAGAGAACAAGCCAUUGGCUAUCCACCCCUGUGGCGAGAAAGAGUGUCCAUCAAGCUGGAUUGCACAGGACUGGGAGAAGUGCAACACAACGUGUGGGCGAGGUGUCAAAAAGCGGACAGUCCUGUGCAUGGGAAUCUCAGAAGGAAGAAGUAAAAUUCAGAAUCCUGAGGACUGUGAUGCUGCUCAGAAGCCAGUGGAGGAAAGUACGUGUUUUGAGAGGCCUUGCUUUAAGUGGUACACUACUCCAUGGUCAGAGUGCUCAAAAACCUGUGGAGUUGGGAUGCGUAUAAGAGAUGUGAAAUGCUACCAAGGUAGAGAAGCUGUAAAAGGCUGUGACCCCCUAACAAAGCCUGUAGCUAAACACACAUGUGAUCUGCAGUCUUGCCCUACUGAGGCCCCAGAUGAAAGUUGUCAGGACCAGCCCAACACUAACUGUUCUCUUGCACUCAAAGUGAAUUUAUGCAGCCACUGGUACUACAGCAAAGCCUGUUGUCGCUCAUGUCGAUCUAUGCUGUCUUCAUAAUAACCACUCUAGCCUUGAGUCUGCUUCGCCACCUGCCUUGGACCACAUGCUGCUUAAACAUAUCUCUCCUCAGCCUGUGAGCUGCAUCAGGUCAUUCUGUGUCUAAAUCAUAUUAGCACUUUAUGCAGGUAACAUCUUUGUGUAAAAUAAUCUCAAAAGACAGUGAGAGCUGUGUCUCACAUGGACUCCUUUGAAAGGAUACUUAAUACUUGUCUUUCAUUCACCCUGAGUGAAAGCAGCUAUGGUUCAAAUGAUGAUAAAGUUCUGAUUUAAAGUAUAAGCCUAAAGGUUACCCAUGAAAUUCAGACUCAUGCACUGAGGAGAAUUGUUUUUUUCAUAGAAAUGAUCCUGUUUAUAAUGUAGAUCUUUGUAAGAAAAUGAACAUUUUCAGAUUGUUUUAUAUUUUUGGUAUUGAGUGAAAGGUGUUACAUGUGACAAACUGAACAAUGCUCAAAACAAUAGUUUACAACAUAACAUGCUAAACAGAUUCUCCCAUAGUUUUGUAUUUCUCCAGUUGUAUUAUAGUAGGUACUUUUAAAAGAAAACUUAAUUAUUUCUUUACAUUUUGAACUGUGGUACCUAAAGUGAAUGUCAAUGCAGUACUUGAAAUGGUUUCCUUACAAUUCCAGAGUUCUCAAUUCAAACCCUUGCCUUGUUUGCCUCUGUGCACAGUUUACAUGCCUCUUCUCUGUUUACAUCCCAAAAACACGCAGAUUAGAAUGAUCAAUGAUUCAAGACUGGCCUUGUAUGAGUGACUGUGCACUGUGAUGACAGGCAUCUUUGUCCAGGGUGCUCUUGCCCUUUUCCUAGCAGUAUUGAUAAAGGUUGGCUUCCCACAAAAUUUAUUGAAAUAAACAGA
Messenger RNA from Erpetoichthys calabaricus (reedfish), 3876 nucleotides. It is a transcript of the gene adamtsl2, whose product is annotated as ADAMTS-like 2. Lineage: Eukaryota; Metazoa; Chordata; Cladistia; Polypteriformes; Polypteridae. Gene Ontology annotation, cellular component: extracellular matrix. Bases 141 to 3017 code for a protein of 958 amino acids. Gene Ontology annotation, biological process: extracellular matrix organization. The transcript has 19 exons. The record is from RefSeq and is a predicted model, not a curated record.